AUGUACACCGAUUGCGUUAUUAAUUAUAUACAGGGAAAAGCCCAGGAGGAAGUGCUGGAAGAUGCCUUCGAAGAAUGGAAAGCGGACCAAGCGAAAAGACAGGAGGAUUUGAUCGAAUUCAUCGACGAUUUCAUCGAAUCCGAUGAGUACAAGGACUAUCUGGCCUUCAAGAGCCGUACCGUGAAAACCGACGCUGCAACUCAGUACUCCAAAACCGAUGCGCACGAACGAGCGAAGAAGAGAAAACAACCGGAGAAAUUGUACCCUCUCACGCUGCACUCGAAGAAAAUGUUCGCUUUCAUCCGAAAAUUCAACAAAUACUUGGAGAACAGCAAGAACAAAGAAGCGCUGCAGAAGCAGUUGCGAGGAAUCCAGAUCAUCAAGGACAAAAUCGAGGAUUUGAAGAGGUACACUGUACUAUACGCGGAAGAUAUCCGAGAGCGCAAAGAAAGGGAAUUCUGCGAGCUGCUCGACGAGUUCGGCGAGACGUUCCAGAUCGAUUGGAGCAAAUUAGUGUCGAAGGACAGAAGGACCAAGGAGCGGAUGGUGUCGCUGAGCGUCGCCCUGCGCUCUAGGUGCCUCGACAGGAAGAGGGCAUACGCGAAGAUCGCCAAGAAGAUCGCCGAGGAACUUCGGAAGGAGAAGCUCCAGCGCAGGGCUUUCGUUUACAAGGUGGAGAAGGACGAAUGGAUCGUGGACGAUUUGGAAAUCGUAGGAGUGGGAAUUAAGCCGGCGGAAACGAAAGUUUCUUCGACCAAAACAGCCGUUCCUGUGAAAAUCACUCAAAGCGACGUCGAUAAGAACGAUUGGUCUGUACUUUCGAGCACCAUGCUGUUUCCUGAAGAUGUACGCAAUACGAGCGUCAUUAGUACGUCCUCUGCUGCACAGAAAUUGAAGAAAACGGCCAGUAAGAAAAUAAUCGAACUAGUCACGCCCAUACCGCAAGUGACGAAUACCAGGAAGAAAUUGACCGAAAAUUUCUCCCAAAUCACGGACCUGAUACAGCAGUUUAAGGACUUCGACGAAAUGUUGGAGAACAAAUACUUAAGCAGCCAGUCGAAUCGAGUCCAACCGUACAAAACCGACGAAUGUUUCUUGUGCAAACCGGCCGCUAUAAUUUUUAGCAAUUACGACGAAGGCAAAGAGUGCAGAAAAACCCUGAGAAUCCAAAACGUUUCGUUCGAGACGAGGAAGUUCAGGUUAUCGAAAAUCACUUCGGAUAAUCCUUACGUGCUCCCGUUGUUCAACGUCGAGCCGGUGCUGCAGAUCCAGAAAGUCGCGCCCGGUAGAACCGUGAUCGCCUUCGUUCGCUUCUUACCGAAAGUAGAAACGUGCUUCUACGAGGCCAAAAUCGAGUUCGUCUCCUUCGACAGGCCCACGCAGACCCACCAGCAGUUCUCGGUCGAAAUAAAAUGCGUCCCCAAAAUGAUCGAGUUCACCAUCAGCACCAACGACUUGUACUUCGGCCGGAUUCCACUCUGGCAGAAGAAAUCCGGAUUCAGGACAAUCACCCUGGCCAACAGAGGACACCUGCCUUGCAGGGCGAUUAUCAAAAAAAUCGCCGAUCCGCUCGACGACGAGGAGCAGGAGGAGGCGAGCUACAACGAACUGGAGCCCUCGUACACGAACAUCGUCAUCCGCGAAAUCAUCGAGGAGCUGCUGGACCACAUGUCGGACAGCUUCGCCUUCGAGAGCACCUGCGUGCAUUUGCCCAAGGAGACCUCGCGCACCGUCAAAGUGCAAAUGAAGAACUUCUCGCACGUGGGGCACUACUUCGAGAAGCACGUCGUGGAGGUGUACAAUGGCGACCACAACAUCAUCGGAACCCGCGAUAUCCUCCUUCACGGCGAAGUGGUUGGUCAUUUCAUUUGCACCAAGCAGGACGAGGUAGAUUUUGGUUUUUGCAUCAUCAAUUCCGCGUACCAAACACAAUUGGACAUUGAAAAUAAAUCCUCUUCCACGCAAACCGUUGUUAUUAAGUACCCAUCGGCGUUAGCGGAUUACGUCAAAACCAGCGUAUCGAACGUGUUUCUGCCAGCAAAGAGUACGAGAAGCGUGUGGAUUAAACUCUUCCCAAAGAAAAAAAUCACGAGUUGCCCGUACUUCAAGCCGGAAUACUCGAUAUUGGAGUUCCCGCUGCAGCUGUGCGUCCCGUCCAAUCAGUUCUCGAACGUGGCCCCGGUGAAAGUGAUGACCUACGCCAUUGUGACGAAUUGCACGGACGUGUCGGUGACGCCGGCGGCCAGCGAAAUGGCCAAAAUGGACCCCGACGGGGUGCUGCUGGAUCUGGGCGAAUGCACGGUGUACGAAACCGUUACGGCCGAUUUGGUCGUGGAGAACAAGACCUUGACCCCGCAGAUUUACGGGUUCUUGGACCUUCCGAAGUGUUUAACAAUAACGCCAAAUUACGGUUUCGGUUUGAUAAUGUCCGGCGCGAAGAAAAUUCUCAAAUUGCACUUUCAUCCGGACUACCAGGAUCUUCUGAAAAAAUUCAACGAAGACAAAUCCGAUGAUUUUACGCUCAAGUUCAAGAUUAAUCUAGUGACGCUAUUUAAUGUCCGUUUGGUUACAAAACCAAUAGAUCCAAAGGUAUUGCGUCGUCUGAUAAUGAUCAUGCUGAACGAAAUAAGGCAUUGCGAAAACCAGCAAUUAAUCGAAGACAUACUUUACUGCCGGCAAACCAUAAAAAUCGAAUUAUAUCCAGACUCCGAAUACACCCCUUACGUUAAUUCUCUAUCGAUGACAUCGCAAAAUCUGACCAUGCUGCAAUUCGAGCAGGAGCACGGCGAGGACUUCGAAGAGUACCAUUACCCGUCGGAGGUGAACCUGAGCGAAUUCAUCAACAGCAGCAUCACCGUACAGUCGAAGGUCGUGCAGCCUUGGUUGAGAACCUCGGUGCAAUACGUGGAGUUCCCCGACGUGCCGUACAGCUCCUACAGCAUGGCCGACUUCGAGCUGCGCGCCUUCAACAGGAAAUUCCCCGAGGAGACCUGCGUGGUGCGGAAGAGGGACAACCGGCUGCCGGCCUUCGAGGCUUGGUUCAAGAUCACCAGCGACAACGACGACAUCAGAGUCGAGCCCAGCUGCGGCAUAUUGAGGAACGGCGAGACCCGUAGAAUAUUUAUCAUAGUUCAACCGACGGUGUCCGAGGAUGUGGUCGCGGAUUUCGCGAAGUCCAUCAAAUACGCCGAAAUCUACGCCAUGAAAAUGGAGCAAUUCGAAACCAGCAGAAGAUCGGAUAAAUUCAAAAAAAGCAAGACGUUGACGAAGAAAUUUAAAGGCGGUUCUCUACUUUCGACAGAUAGAGAAACGUCGAUCAGCGAAGCCAAAAUUCACAUAUCGGACUCGCAGCUGCAGCUCUCGCCCGAGGAGUACUUCCCCGCCGAGAUGUGCUACUGGAGGAGCCUGCAGCCGUUCGUGGUCAAUUCGAAACUGACCUGCCACGUGAGCUACGAGUGCAAGAACGCCUGCAGGGCUAACGACCGGCUACACGUGGACGUGGUUUACAAGGUGGUGCGGCCGGAUUUCAUACUCAACAACGUCACGUCGCAGAGAAUUGACUUCGGUAACGUGAUCUUGGGCACGAAAGGGGUCCAGCACGUGAUGGUGCAAAAUAUAAAAUAUGAUCCGAUUACGAUUAAAUUAAGCCAAUUGGACCCGACCGGUCCGUUUAGAGUAGCUUAUAUAAAAAACUUCAAGAUCCCGCCCGAAUGCCACCUGAAAAUACCCAUUUACUUCGAACCAACGCAACAGGACAAACAGAUAGAGGAAUACCUGGAGAUAAGUUCUGGUAAAACGGUAAUACCGCUGGUAAUAAACGGUACAGGGGUGGCAUACGAUUUGGAAUUUGUGCCCCAAUUCACGGUGUGCAGGAUGACGGAGGCGACGCCGAAAGCAUGCGAUGAAUGCAGUAUUAAAGUGAACAAUAACAGCGAAGGACCGGUUACGUUGAAAUUCGACAAAAUAUUAGAAAUAGAAGAGAAAUUACCGCCCAAUGACUCCUCGGAGAAAAUUUCUGGAGACGAUAUCGUAGCGAACAAUAGCGCUGUUAAAAGAGAUAAAUAUUUUAAAAGGUUUUCGAGCGAACUCACCGAAUUCGAGUACACCUCCUUUGUGGAUUUUAAUAAGAGCACUGAAAAAUUCUUCGAUGUCUUGGCUGAAUCGAGCACGAUCACUAUACCCGCAAAUUCGUGUGUAACAGUAAAUAUAGGAUUUGGCAAUGAAGCUACGUUAUUGGAAAAAAAGGAUAUCAAGAAAAAAACUAAGCCUAAAAUGGAGGGGAAAUUACCGGCUGAUAGAACGCAAUAUCACGUGGCGAAAUACAACGUUUACAUGGAUAAAACUUUUAUUAAGGAUUUUAUUUUUAUAGGUAUACUGAAAUUAAAUGAGGUUUAA
Messenger RNA from Phyllotreta striolata, 4395 nucleotides. Lineage: Eukaryota; Metazoa; Arthropoda; Insecta; Coleoptera; Chrysomelidae. The record is from the annotation of a GenBank genome assembly.